This is a messenger RNA of Nelumbo nucifera (sacred lotus), 1229 nucleotides long. Lineage: Eukaryota; Viridiplantae; Streptophyta; Magnoliopsida; Proteales; Nelumbonaceae. The record is from RefSeq and is a predicted model, not a curated record.
CGCUUAAUAUAAUCAUUCCCAAGGCGAUGAUAACAUUGAAGACUUUCUAUCAAGCUACAAUAAUCUCAUGCCAAUUAGGUAUUCUUAUUCAAAAAUAAAGAAGAUGACAAGGGGGUUUAAGGAAAAAUUAGGCCAAGGAGGCUAUGGCUCUGUAUUUGAAGGAAAGCUUCGAAGUGGCCAUCCUGUAGCUAUAAAGAUGUUAGAUCAAUCAAAGGGAAAUGGCCAAGAAUUCAUCAAUGAAGUUGCCACCAUCGGAAGGAUUCAUCAUGUCAAUGUGGUGCAACUUGUGGGGUUCUGCUCGGAGGGUUCAAAAAGGGCUCUUGUUUAUGAUUUCAUGCCUAAUGGUUCCUUAGAGAAAUACAUCUUUUCUCCACAAGAAAACAGUACCCCUCUGAUCAGUUGGAAGCAAAUGUAUGACAUCGCCUUGGGAGUAGCUCGUGGCAUUGCAUAUCUACAUCAAGGAUGUGAUAUACAUAUUUUACAUUUUGAUAUCAAGCCCCACAAUAUUCUUCUUGAUGAAAACUUCAUUCCAAAGAUAUCUGACUUUGGGCUUGCAAAGUUCUAUUCUACGGAUGAAAGUAUUGUGAGCCUAACAGCAGCACGUGGAACAAUGGGAUAUAUAGCUCCAGAGUUGGUCUACAAAAACAUUGGAAAUGUCUCAUACAAGGCUGAUGUUUAUAGCUUUGGAAUGCUAUUGAUGGAAAUGGCGGGGAGAAGAAAGAACAUAAAUGCAUUUGAAGAGCAUUCAAGUCAAAUUUACUUCCCCUCUUGGGUUUAUGACCAGUUACAUGAAGGAAGAAACUUGGAAAUAAGAGAUGUCACAGAAGAGGAAAAGGAAAUUGCAAAGAAGUUUGUUGUAGUCGCAUUAUGGUGCAUACAGAUGAAUCCUAUGGAUCGUCCUUCCAUGAGCAAGGUUAUAGAGAUGCUGGAGAGCAACGUUGAACUUCUGCAAAUGCCACCAAAACCUUUUCUGUAUCCACCAGAUAUGCCGGUUAAUGCUCGUGUCACACAGAUGGAACCAAUACAAUCACUGUCUUGUGAUUCUUCUGAUUCAAUUACCAUAACUUUGGAAGUAAAUUGAACAUGAACUGAUUAUUAUGUUCUGCAAUAUGCAUCAAAUACUAAACUGGUGCAUAUAUUGCUCUACUUCUUUAUUAGGAACAAUUAAUAAGAUGAUCUCUGUAAGUAUUGUUGCUUAGCUUGUACAGGCUUUGAGCAUGAUGGUUUUA